CCUCCCUCUCUUGGGGUGCAGUACUACAAUGCCGCUGGAGUCUCUCAAACCCUCAGAACUGGGCCUCUACUUCAGUCAAUCCUGAUUUUUAAUUCUGCUGUCCUAUUUUUUUCGCAAACAAAGAGUAACUCCCGAAAAAUCGAUUAAUCGGGAGCUGACUAAUCGAGUGAAAAUCUCGAUUUUUCUCGUUUCUCGUCUGCCUGUCGUGUGAACAUGGCGGCUACCACUGCAGGAAAAGCAUUUUCUGCCCUCGGAGCCGUCUUCCAGCCGAGAAUUAACCCCAGGUACACUCAAUUAUUGUGUCCAUUGGUACAAGUACGUGAAUAUGCGGCACGUAAAGGCACCAGAGAGAAAAGGGAUAAAUUGAAGAAGAAGAAGAAAGUUGCGGUGCAAAAAAUUGGGUGGAUUCAGCCUAAUUUACGCGUCAAAAAAUCAGAGAUUUUAUCCUUGAAUCUGUUGAAACGAGAUGACAGUGCGAAGAAAACAACAACAGAUGACGUAUGGCUGCAGAAAUACCACCAAUUGAAAAUUUUCUCAUUCGAGGAGGCACUGCAGUGUCACAGGGAAACUCAUCAUCCAACGUCUUAUAAUUUGCCAAAUGCUUUUGUCAAUGCAUUCAUUGAACUCGAUAUGACUGGAGUUACCGAUCAGAAAACAGUUGAGCCAUUUUCACGUACAGUGGACAUUCCUCGUCCUUUCGAUCAUGGGGAACAUCGAACAGUUGUAGCUUUUUCUAAGACUCCAGAAAUAUUGGAGCUAGCGGAUAAGGCUGGAGCCGUGUUAACUGGCAGUACUGAGCUCAUAGCUAAAAUUCAGUCAGGAGAAAUAGCUGUAGAUGAUUUCCACAGUUUUGUUGCUCAUCCUGAUAUCAUCACUGAGCUCUCUGUCAUCAGGGGAUUGUUGAAGAGAAAAUAUCCCAACCCUCGUGCAGGCACCCUGGGACUGCAUUUACCAGCGAUGAUCCGAAAAAUUCUUCAUGGUAUCAAAUACAGUGCCAUUUCUCACGAGAGGCAAAUCAAAUUCGCCACAAUAACCGUUCCUAUCGGCCGACUUCCAAUGGACCACAAAGACCUUGAAGAGAACUUCAAAGCGGUAAUUCAAGACGUCAAUAAAAUGAAACCCAAACGUGAUGGCCCAUUCAUAUGGAGAACGUGUCUAACGUGUGCGGCAUCGCCUGAAAAACUGAAAAUCAACUUUGAGCAAUACCUCGAGAAAUCAAAGAAGCCCGAUGACGAAAGUGAUGACUCAGACGAUGAGGAUGAGGCAUCGAUUCGCGUUUAGCUUAGUAAUCGCUUACAACAUCAAUAAAAACCAAACCAGCAAUAA
Molecule: messenger RNA, 1326 nt
Organism: Fopius arisanus
Lineage: Eukaryota; Metazoa; Arthropoda; Insecta; Hymenoptera; Braconidae
Gene: mRpL1
Product: mitochondrial ribosomal protein L1
Exons: 9
Coding region: 214-1281 (355 amino acids)
Source: RefSeq, a predicted model, not a curated record